CCCCACGAAAAGGAAGCGAGCUCCACAACGCUCCUGCUCUUGCUGCUGCUGGGGAAUUUUUCUUGAUCAACUUGCUUUCAACAAACAUGCAUUCAGUAGCUUGAUUCCUGCCUCUAAUGCUGCUUCUACUGCCGCCACCGCUUUUAGCUGGGCCAUGCUGACAACAAGGAUGUAAGGCGCAAGUCCUAUCGUUAGAAUUUUUGGCUUCGUUGUUGUAUGGUCAGUGCUGUGGCCCUCUCAUUAGUGGUGUGAGGAGAAGCGCGAUCGGAGUGGGAGAGUGCGCGAUAGCUUCCUCUGCACAAAAUGGGAAGUGAAGCUGGAUCCCGAUCGUCUCUUACCAAGCCCUUCGACCCAGAGGAAUUCCGGAAGCAUGCCCACCGGAUGGUGGAUUUCAUCGCUGAUUACCACCGUGAUAUCGAAAACUUUCCUGUUCAGAGUCAAGUCGAGCCAGGUUAUUUGCAGAAAUUGCUUCCGGAAAACGCUCCAGAUGAGCCAGAAUCACUUGAUGAUAUUUUAGCCGAUGUGCAGAGCAAAAUUGUUCCUGGGGUCACACAUUGGCAGAGUCCGAACUUCUAUGGCUAUUAUCCCUCGAAUGGAAGCACCGCAGGUUUUCUGGGCGAGAUGCUUAGUGGGGGCUUCAACAUUAUUGGCUUCAGCUGGAUUACAUCCCCAGCUGCAACAGAGCUGGAGAUAAUAGUUAUGGACUGGCUUGGGAAGCUCUUGAAGCUCCCAAAUGAGUUUCUCUCUUCUGGUAAAGGUGGGGGUGUGAUACAAGGCACAGCAAGCGAAGCUGUGUUAGUGGUCAUGUUAGCAGCUAGGAAGCGUGCAGUGGAGAAACUAACCAAAGAGCAAGGGAUCUCAGAAUUUGAAGCUUUAGCAAAAUUAGUAGCUUACACGUCGGACCAAGCACACUCAUGCGUUAAUAAGGCUAGCCAGAUCGCAGGUAUCAGUAUAGAAAAUCUCCGGCUAAUUCCAACAGACGUUUCAACGAACUAUGCCAUGUCUUCAAAAGUGCUUGCAAAUACUCUUGCAAACGAUGUUAAAGCUGGACUUGUGCCUUUCUUUCUCUGUGGAGUGAUCGGAAGCACUUCGUCAGCAGCUGUAGACCCUCUGUCAGAACUUGGAGAUCUUGCUCAGGAGUACGGGAUGUGGUUUCAUGUGGAUGGAGCAUAUGCAGGAAAUGCAUGCAUCUGUCCAGAAUUUCGACCAUAUCUGAAUGGUGUAGAGAAAGCUGACUCAUUUGACAUGAAUCCGCACAAGUGGCUGCUAACCAACUUCGAUUGUUCUACAUUAUGGGUGAAGAAUCCAUCAUUGCUGGUAGAUGCUCUUUCGACAAACCCAGUGUUUCUGCGUAACAAACAGUCUGAUAAUAACUUGGUAGUCGAUUACAAGGACUGGCAGAUUCCUUUGGGGCGAAGAUUCAGAUCACUGAAGCUGUGGAUGGUACUGCGCAUGUACGGAAGCAAUGGGUUGCGAUCCUAUAUCACCAACCAUUGCAAUCUAGCAAAGCACUUUGAAGAACUUCUUCGUACCGAUUCCAGAUUCGAGGUCGUUGCGCCAAGAGUAUUUUCACUAGUUUGCUUCCGGCUCAAAUCUCCGGCUAAUGAUGCAGACAACAGCUGUUCUUUGAGUGCAAAGUUGGUAGAUGCCUUAAACAGUGAUGGAAAUAUUUUGAUCACCAACACGGUUCUUGGAGGUCGCUACACUAUCAGGUUCACCGUCGGUGCAUCUCGCACGGAGUUGCGACACGUUGAUGCCGCAUGGAAAGUCAUUCAGCAGCUAGCAUCCAAGCUUCUGAAAGAGUGUAGUUCGUAAACAUCCUCAAGUUGUUUAAAAGGUUAGCUAUGUUUUCUCAUUCCUGCUUGUGAAAAUUGCAAUGCUCAGCUGACUGUGCGAAAUCCCUGUGCUUGUCCCGGUCAUAUUAGACGAACGUCAGAACUGACCGCUUGAUAGACCUAGACAAUCGUAAUGGUUUUUUCCUUUAAGCUUCUUUUGCAAUUGUAAAGAAAGGCUUUCCACAUGCUGAAAUGAAGCAACAAUAAAAAUUGUGAAGGGAAUAUAUUGAAGGAU
Molecule: messenger RNA, 2070 nt
Organism: Physcomitrium patens
Lineage: Eukaryota; Viridiplantae; Streptophyta; Bryopsida; Funariales; Funariaceae
Product: tryptophan decarboxylase 2
Biological process (GO): amino acid metabolic process; carboxylic acid metabolic process
Cellular component (GO): cytoplasm
Molecular function (GO): pyridoxal phosphate binding; carboxy-lyase activity
Source: RefSeq, a predicted model, not a curated record